CUUUAUAGCAACACGAGAGGAACUUCAGAGGAACAUGACAAAGAAAACGCGCGUCACGUUAAAUAAGACGGCGCAGGCAAACAAAGACAACAUGUUUCACCCACUCCCGUUCUGUUCUGCACUACCGUUUUAAGUGAAUCCCUCUCCCCGUUGCAAGAGGAGGGGGGGCGGGCAGUAGGACGGAGCAGCCAGCCAGCGUCAGGCUGAAUAAUUGAUCUCUCUCUCUCUCGGUCAGGAGGACGUUAGCGGGACGUUUCUCCCUCCAUCCCUCCAUGUGAUUCAGGCGCUCCUUCCCCACCACGGUGUACACGAUCUGGCAACACAGGACUUCUACUUUUCCGUCACUACUGAAUGUAACAUCGCUUGGAUAAGGAAGGCAGGGAAUUAAAAGCCAUCAUCAUGAAUUUCGUUAUGAAACAAGCGCUGGGAGGGGCCACCAAAGACAUGGGGAAGAUGCUUGGUGGGGAGGAGGAGAAGGAUCCCGAUGCUGCGAAAAAAGAAGAGGAAAGGCAAGAGGCGCUAAGGCAACAGGAGGAGGAGAGAAAGGCCAAAUAUGCAAAAAUGGAGGCAGAGAGAGAAAACAUCCGACAGGGCAUCAGAGAUAAGUAUGGCAUCAAAAAGAAGGAGGAGAAGGAAGCCGAGGCAGCGGCUGCGAUGGAGCAGGCCUCCGAGGGCAGCCUGACCCGUCCGAAGAAGGCGGUUCCCACCGGCUGUGGCGACGAGGAGGAAGAGGAGAGCAUCGUGGAUACGGUCAUGAAGUUCAUCCCGACUCCGCUCAUGGAUAUGUUCAAUAAAAAGUAACAGUGCUUUGGGUGAAAUGUGAUUAUCAUCAAAGCAAGACUAAUGUCAUACCUUUCUUCACCCGCGCCCUCCCACCCCUUCAACCCGACUUCUAAGUGUCCUGGAGUUGAAGAACAUGUCAUGAAUUUGCCUUUCAUUUAAAAUAUCUGAUCUCUGAUGGAGAUACAUACUUUAAUCUCUCAUACAGAGCAUCUCUCUUGAUAACCUGUGAUUAUAAUCCUAUUUUAAAAGUAUGUAUCACCUUCACAGAUCUUUACAUUAAGGCAAAUCUCAUACCAUGUUUUGAAAAUGUCAGCAGUUAGAAUGAGACCAGAUAUCACCCAUCAUCCGCCCUUUUUGUUUGUAAAUAGCCUCGGGUUAUAAAAAAAUAAAAAAGAGAACUAUAUAAGAGUGAAAUGUGACAUAUAACAAGAUGAAUAAGAGUAUAAGCCAUAUUUUUAACGUUUGAGAAAUUAUCCAAAUCAUAUCAAAAUUUAAUUGAAUUUUCCUUUUCUGUUCUUGCUAAUAUUUGAUACAUACAGUGUAUAUAAAAAGACUUGCAUUUUUAUUAGUUCUCCACUGUGAGGUUCCACCCCAUAAACUGUCCCUCAUGCUCUCAUUGGUUUAUUGUGACUGUGUGAUGAUGUGAGCAUUGGUGGAGUCACCUGUAAAACCAGGAAGUGAGGCAAUUCAUUUGAAAAUUAGAGGGGUUUUUUUUUUUUUUUUUUUGGUUCUGUUUUCGUUUCUUUUUUUAAGCAUGCGGUGAACUUUUGUGAAGUGACGUACACAUAUGGAUACCACUUCAUUUGUUAUGAUGACGCGAAAUACAUUGAUAUUUGAGGCAAUAACUGGUUUUCCUUUUUUUUUUUUUUUCAUUUGAUUGACAUUUCUUCCACCGUGUACUGUAAGCGAUAAUUGACUUUGUGUCGGAAAUCAUCCUCCAUGGGGAAAACUAUAAACGUUCUCCAUACAUGAAAUUUGUCUCAAAGCAACUAGACAACAUUCUUACUAUAAAUUCACCUGCUAUACAUGUGUGUGGUUUGAACGUUCAGUUUUAAUGUCCUGUGGCAGGUGUCGCUCGCUCUGCUUUUGCAGUAGGACGUGUACGUUUUAAACCAGGCAUUGAUUUCCUUUCGACAUUGCCAUCAACUUUUUGUAAAAAGAUAGGAAGAGAACUUCACAAACACAACAAUGUUGUGACCACACUCUUAUGUGAACAGACAGUGACAUUAGUGCAAUAUAUUGUUCCAAAUGAAGUUGUCCUGUGUCCGUUGGUUUAACUGAUGGGAAUGAUAGUCCCAAAUCAGCAAUAACAGACAAUCUUCAUUGUUGCGUGUUUAGACUUAAGUCCUUAAUGUGUUAGUCAAUGUUAAAGGCACACCCGUGUCUGCAUAGUGACAGUGAAGCCUUUGUAGGUCAUGCAUAUUUGAUUAAAAGGGGAAAGUGGGAAGGUGGGAUGAUUUGUUCUAUGUCGUAAAACAAAUGUUCAGUCAUGUGUUUCAGAACAAAGAGCACGACCAGGUUUCGUGUUCGCACUCGCAAACUGCAGGUUCUCAAAGGCAGGCAUCACCAAAAACAUACCUAGAAAUGCGAUGAAAUGACGUUAAAGGGAAAAUGUUUACCUGCUGGAGUCCAGUCCUCCCUGCUGGUAAUUUAAUGGCACAAAUUUAAAGGGAUAAAAUCAAAUGUUUCUCCAUAUGCCUUGUUUCUUUCAAUCUCUCCCUCAUUCCACAGUGUCUUGUUAGAACAUUCCAGAUAUUCCAGACAUUCCACCAGACUCGCGCUGGUAACACUCCUAGAUAUUUACAGUCGAUGCCUUCGUUAGCCUACAAGUACAUCACGAUGAAUAACUUAAAUUCGAUGUUGUUAUAACCCAGAUCUAGACUUUAGAAUGAAUCUAAUACGACCAAGUAAAGAGUUACUUUAGCUGCCAUGUACAGAAAAAAAACAAUCCCCUAGGGGAAGCAUCAGUGUGCUGUUAGCAGAGAUCAGUUCAAUCUUGUGAUACAGUUUUGUUAGGAAAUGUUUUUGUGAUUCACUUGCGCACAGUAGCUCACAGUUUUCUAAACCUGCUUUUCUGUCACAUUGCCACUGUUUUUAUUAAGCUAGCUAAACAUGAGACAAAACUAAAGCUGAACGUGUGCUUUCCUGUGGCAUAGACAAGAGGAAAUGUACCUUUUAUCAGCGCUUUGUGAGCUCUGUAAUCAUGUUGAGUGUAUGUAAAAAACAAAAUACAAAAAAAAACAUCCAAGGGCACAGUGUGGUUAGAGCAUAUUUAUUGAACUUUCUGUGAUUUUAUUGUACUGGUUAACUGCCUUUGCUAGCAUCCAUUCAAACAGUGUGUUAGCAUUUAGUUAGCAACUGAUGUUUACAGUUACGGAACCAUGCAUCAACACUCAAAUCCAUCGUCAGAGCAGUCCAAUCAAACCAAAGAAUAGUGCUGGUAUUAGUAGACCUAGACAAGAGGAUUCAUUCCUUUAAUUUACUGCAUUUCUUAUUUAUUUUGAAAUUCUCAGGUAUUCUUCUUUUCAGUUUUAUAGAGCCAUUACUAGCCUUCUCUUAGCAUAACUAAAAAUUUGAUGAUUUCAUUGCCAGGGGCCUCAAGGAAGUGGACACCAACUUUUAUUUAUCAGCAACAUAUCUCUUGUUUGGCCCAAGAUUAUUCCAGAAAGCUAUGAUUACUGCCCAGUCAACCCAUGUGUGAGACUUUUCAAGCAAAACCACCCUCAGUGGUGCGCAGUUCUUCAAGGCUCCGAGCGAGUCAAACUGGUGCGCUCUGAAACCAGAUCACCCUCUGCAUCUCAUCCACCAUGAACAUUCAUCAUCUUGUAAAUGCCAAUUGAUUGCGCUCUAAAUGGCUUAUAGACCACUGCCCAAACAAACUGCCCAAGUCAUGCGUAAUCAAUAUCUAGUCGUCCAGUAGACUCAGAUUCAGUGUUCAGUUGGGAGUCGCUCAUUUGUGCCGCUCAUACAGCCAUAAAUAUGAUUAAGAAACUGCCUGAAGAAUAGUCCACUUUACAAAUAAAUACUCCUUUGAUGUGACUUGAAUGUAACUGUCUGAUGUUUCUCUCUCCCUGCAUCUGUCUUUGUUCCGUACGUGUUGAGAAGAUGCUUACUCUCGUGCAGUAUUUUUCUUUUUUGUUUCUCGUCUGUAACCGGUCCUGUUUCUCUUGUCCUCUGGUGGUUGGUAUUUUUGAAAAAGAAGAAAAAAAAGAAGAAAAAAAAAAAAGACAUGUUCAUUUGGUGCAUUUGUUUUGUUUUUUUGUUUUUUUUUGUACUGCGUAAUCUUCUCACCCUUCUCCCUCCUUCUCUCUCUCUCUCUCUCCCUCUCUUUCCCUAUUUGUUGACAAAAUGUAUGCAUGCUUAUGGUGUGCGAUGUAGGCAAGGUUGUUGAUAAAAAUCGUUUUUGUGUCUCCUGUGUGUUUCAAAGCUCCACCUGUUAGCCUCACUGCAUGCCAUUUUAGACAGAUAUUUCAGUCUGUAACUUUCCUGCAAAAAUGGAAUCACCGCACACUCUGAGAAUAAAGUGAUUUCAUAUAA
Molecule: messenger RNA, 4320 nt
Organism: Acanthopagrus latus (yellowfin seabream)
Lineage: Eukaryota; Metazoa; Chordata; Actinopteri; Spariformes; Sparidae
Product: complexin-1-like
Exons: 4
Coding region: 400-801 (133 amino acids)
Biological process (GO): neurotransmitter transport; regulation of neurotransmitter secretion; synaptic vesicle exocytosis
Cellular component (GO): terminal bouton; SNARE complex
Molecular function (GO): syntaxin binding
Source: RefSeq, a predicted model, not a curated record